AUGGCACCAGUUCCAAAACAUUUCUGUGGCGCUGGCACUGCCUCUGGACGAGUGCCGUUCCUGGCAAGUGCGAUGGCUCCCCUGUGGCCCUUCAUCCUGGUGGCUGCGUCAGGAAUCCUAGCCAUAGAUACACCUCAUCCCAGGAAUUCUGCUCUGUACCAUCUCACCAAGCAGCUACUGCAGAGGUAUCAGAAGGACGUGAGACCAGUUCACGACUGGACGGAGGCCACCACUGUCUACCUAGACGUGUUUGUCCGUGCGGUCCUGGAUGUGGUAAGGACCACCUACCCUUCCCUGUUCCUGCUGCCCCGUGUGGACAUUGAAAGACUACCCGAACUUCACUAUGUGUAUGUGAACUCAUCCGGGACCGUUAGGAACUCUAAGUCCAUCCAGGUGGUCUCUGCCUGCAGUUUAGAGACAUACGCUUUUCCAUUUGAUAUCCAGAAUUGCAGCCUAACCUUCAACAGCAUUCUGCACACAGUGGAAGAUGUAGACCUGGCCUUCCUGCGGAGCAGAGAAGACGUUAAGCACGACAGAAAAGCAUUUUCGAAUGACAGUGAGUGGGAACUUCUUUCUGUGUCCUCCGCCUACAGCGUCCUGCAGAGCAGCGCUGGAGAUUUCGCACAGAUUCAGUUUCACGUGGUGAUUCGCAGGCGCCCACUGGUCUAUGUGGUGAGUCUGCUGAUUCCCAGCAUCUUCCUCAUGCUUGUGGACCUGGGGAGUUUCUACAUCCCCCCCACCUGCCAUGCCAGGAUUAUCUUCAAGACCAGCUUGCUGGUGGGCUACACCGUUUUCAGGGUCAACAUGUCUGACGAGAUGCCACAGGGCGCAGUGCGCACCCCUCUGAUCGGCGUCUUCUUCACCGUCUGCAUGGCCUUCUUGGUUCUCAGCUUGUCUAAAUCCAUCCUGUUGGUCAAAUUCCUUCACGAUCAGCAGCACAGCGGGCAGGAGCGGCCCCUCUUAGGCCUUGGAGGGGACACUGAUGCUGAUGGGCUUCUAAUGGAUCGCAGGACCCAGCUUGUUGGGGUAACAGAGUCCCCUGUCUGUCGAGAGCACCAGGCCCCCUCAGGGACCCUGAAGGAAGUCUUGUCCCAGCUUCAGUCCAUCAGCAACUACUUCCAAGCCCAGGACCAGGCGGCCCAGCAGGAGGUCGGGUGGCUGGCCCUCCUGGAACGCGUUGACCGACUGCUCUUUCAAGGCUACCUUGUGAUGUUGGGGCUCUACGCCAUCACGUUGUGCUCCCUCUGGGCACUGUGGAGCCGCCUGUGA
Molecule: messenger RNA, 1269 nt
Organism: Myotis davidii
Lineage: Eukaryota; Metazoa; Chordata; Mammalia; Chiroptera; Vespertilionidae
Gene: HTR3B
Product: 5-hydroxytryptamine receptor 3B
Exons: 8
Coding region: 1-1269 (422 amino acids)
Biological process (GO): monoatomic ion transmembrane transport; regulation of membrane potential; signal transduction
Cellular component (GO): synapse; membrane; neuron projection
Molecular function (GO): extracellular ligand-gated monoatomic ion channel activity; neurotransmitter receptor activity; transmembrane signaling receptor activity
Source: RefSeq, a predicted model, not a curated record